CUGUCCAAAUUCCAAAGCUUAAAAUUUUCAAACAAGACCCUGAAAUCUCCAGAUUCUCCACUCUCCUCCGACCAGUGAAAAUUUUCUGCUCUGUGCGAGGGAGAGGACGCGCAACUGGUGAGAUGACGAUGAUGACAAGCUUCAUCAGCAUGUCAUCCUUAACCUUCCAUACCCCAUUCCAUGGAACCCCUCUUCUCUCUCAUCCACCUUCUCUAUGCGCUACUCCAUUUCGUCCCUUGCUUAAGACGAGACGUGGGGUGCGCGAAUUUAAGCUGCUUAGAGUGAAUUGUUUAUCGGAUCAGAGUGAAGAUGCCGCCGAGUCCAAACUCGAAACGCCGUCGCUAUCUUCUUCUAUGAUUAGAGAUGAUUACACGGAAAAUUCAGCAUUCAAGUGGUGCGCAGCUCUUGGAGGCCUUGGAUUUUUGGAGACUUCCUACUUGACCUACCUCAAGUUCACAAAUUCUGAAGCCUUCUGCCCUGUCGGAGGCACUACUUGCACAACCAUUCUCAAUAGCGAUUUCUCCGUCGUUUUUGGUGUUCCUCUUCCAUUGGUAGGUAUGCUGGCAUAUGGAUUGGUUGCAAUCCUUGGCCUACAAUUGGGUGCGAACGGCAAGCUUUUAAACAUUGAAAGAAGCGAUGCUCAGAUGGUUUUAAGUGGGACAACUACCGCCAUGGGCGUUGCUAGUGCAUAUUUUUUGUAUAUUCUGAGCACGAGAUUUGCAGGAGAGUCUUGUUUAUAUUGCUUGUCAUCAAUAGCAUUAUCUUUCAGCUUGUUCUUCAUCACCAUAAAGAGUUUGGGGUCUCAGAAGAUUCAAAAAACAGUGGGUUUACAGCUCUGCAUCGCUAGUUUGGUGGUUUUUGCUUUAAGCAGAUCAUACAAUGCCGCCGAACCUGCAUCCACACGGUCUUUGAUGCUUGGAUUCUUGUUUCCGACCGGCAUACCCAUGUCGACACAACACGACACAGAUACGGGUAUGAGACAUGGGGCGGACACAGCAAUUUUGAAUUGGUCAUUGCAAUCUCGAAAGGUUGACCGUGGCAGUGCCACCGCAGAGAAAGAUGGGAAGCACUGCCUGUCGGCGAGGAAGAAGAAUUGUUCACCAUCGAUUUCAAUCGGUGGCAGAGGAAGAACUGUUUAUGUUGUGAUUUCCAUCGAUUUUAAGUUGGCGAGGAAGAUGAACAGUAUCGAAGGAGAAAUGAAGGGGCAUGGUCUACUUGGCCUACCGACAUAUUCAACUGACGAUGUUUUGGACGGUUUCUGUCUAGAUGAGCCCCAGGUGCAUAUUUAUAAAUGGCCUUAUUGCAUAUUGAUAACAGUUAGAUUUAGAAACUUAACAGAUUGUUUUGAAUUCUACCUAUUCCUGGCUUUCUGGUGUUCGCAUUGUUUUGAACAGAAAGAGAUGUUUGGACAUGAAGCAGCAAAAUUAUUGGACUAUGUUGAGUGCUUCCCUGAUGGAGUAAGAGAAGGAACUAAAAUUGCCGAGGCUUGUACAGAAGUUAAAAUUGAAGGAUUCCCAACAUGGGUGAUAAAUGGUCAGGUUUUGAGUGGAGAGAAGGGCUUCUCUGAACUCGCUCAAUUAUCUGGAAUCAAUCUCGAAGAUUUAAGUCAAUCGAAGUAAGAUGGCGUUUUUCACACUUGUAUACAGGCAUACAGCUUUGUUCCGUGUUUUAAAGCUGAUGAUCAUAUUCAUAAGAGAUUUUGGCAGUUGUAAUAUUCUCAAUUGACCUCGUAGGAAGGUUUUGGGGGGUUUUCAUUGUACUUGUCUUUCAUUUAAAAUGGGAAUCCCGUCGAGCUCGGUCGGCGGAAUGAAAUCGAUGCUUGGUUGAUUAGGAUACAACUAAAUCUAAACUUGUUUUGAAUAGAGUGAGACCAUAUGUUUAAAUGAAUUGGAAUAUAUCUAGUCUCUUUAUGUCUCGUUUAAUAUGUU
Olea europaea var. sylvestris is the source of this 1928-nucleotide messenger RNA. RefSeq names its product thiol-disulfide oxidoreductase LTO1. Bases 123 to 1619 code for a protein of 498 amino acids. The record is from RefSeq and is a predicted model, not a curated record. The transcript has 10 exons. Gene Ontology annotation, molecular function: oxidoreductase activity. NCBI's taxonomy places the organism in Eukaryota, Viridiplantae, Streptophyta, Magnoliopsida, Lamiales, Oleaceae.